This is a messenger RNA of Miscanthus lutarioriparius, 273 nucleotides long. The record is from the annotation of a GenBank genome assembly. NCBI's taxonomy places the organism in Eukaryota, Viridiplantae, Streptophyta, Magnoliopsida, Poales, Poaceae.
AUGACGAGGAAGAGGUGUUCUUGUCUUCGCUUCGUGUAUGUGAUAACGAUGAUCCUGGCUGUCAUCGUCUCUUCUUGUUACGUCAUCGUCGACUGCUCGGAGGUCCAAGCUGCUCAGCCAGACGGAGGGCAUGACGGCUGGUCGCCGCCGCCACCUCGAGGAGGCACUGUGCAGCACAUGUGCCCCGACCCUGAGCCCGAGUGCAGACACCCCGGUGCUCCCCCGCCGCCGCCUGUUGCGCAGCCCCACCGGGAGAUCGGGCGGAGCUGGUAG